GGCGCCACCACGAGCCAAUGGCACGCGGCGUCGUUCAGUUGAGUUUGGUCAUUGCAACGGGUCGGAUGGCGUGCGAUGGCUGAUGAUCUGACGUCGCUACGUCUACUGCCAAUUACGCGUCGCACUCAGAUCUACGCGUGUGAACGGCUGGAUGUUUCAACGCCAAUUGGAGGCUGGUGGGACGACGACUCCGCGGGAUAGGAAAAUCGGACGUUCGCUUUGUUGACAUUUCCACGUGUGCGCGCUCAUCGUUGACUUCCUGAUUGUCGUGUACAUAUAUUGGAUAGAGGAUGAAUACACGCAAGAGGAUUACCCAGAGCGAGGAUACCUCGGCGGGAAACGGACUGCAGAACCACACCUGGAGCCACGGCAACGACAGCGAAGAGGAGGAGGUCGCCAGCGAGAACACAUUGCUGAACGAAGUCAGCGAACAGAGACAAACUCAUUCUACCCCAAUGCAAUGCAAGACUUGUCCAAUCGUGACGUUUGCGGAGGAGAAAAUGCGACGUAAACUACGAUUCUUCUUCAUGAAUCCGAUCGAAAAGUGGCAAGCAAAACGGCGUUUUCCCUACAAGUUUGUCGUCCAAGUCAUCAAGAUCAUCCUUGUGACCGUACAGCUCUGUUUAUUCGCACACAACAAUUACAUGCACGUAAAUUAUACAUGGGACAAUCGAAUCACAUUCUCUCAUCUCUUUUUGAUGGGAUGGGAAUCUUCUCAAGAGGUACCUGCAUAUCCACCUGCGACCGGACCAUUGGCUAUCUACAAGCGAAGCGAUUUUUACGAUGCUAUCGAUCAUGCUCUGCACGGUUAUUACAACGUCGACGAUGCUAUUGGCUCAUACUCCUAUAUAGCCGAGGACAAUUCGGUUGGGCCCGUAACUUUAUGUCUUUACCAGUAUAAGGAAGGCAUUAUAUUCGGUUUCAACGAAAGUUACGUAUUUGACAGCGAGAUUGUGGAAACGUGCAUGAACAUCAGUCUUGAAACCUUCAAUACAUUUAACUCAUCGCACAAUCUUCUGCAGGACAGAAACAUUAACGUCAAUUUCUCCGCAUUAGUACGCGCCCAUCUCAAAUUUGCUCUAAAAACGGUAAAUCUGAAAGCAGCUGGACCAAUGACACCACCUGAUUGUUAUCGUUUCAACGUUAAGAUCAUCUUUGAUAACCGCGACUUUGACGGACAGAUGUUGCUCUCCUUAGACGCUGAGGCUAGGAAGUUGCAAUGCAAAGGUGAUACCCGUUACAUCACAGACAAUCGCAUCGAAUCGGCGCUAAGAACUUUACUGAAUUUGCUUGUCAUACUGAUCUGUACAAUUUCUCUAUUGUUAUGCUCGCGAGCGAUAUACAGAGCACAGUUACUGAAGUUUGAAACUAUUAACUUCUUCAAGAAAACGUAUGGUACAACGCUAAGCCUUGAAGGUCGACUAGAAUUCUUAAACUUCUGGUACAUCAUGAUCAUCAUCAACGAUCUGCUCAUCAUUAUUGGUACCGUCAUAAAAGAACAAAUCGAACGGAAGCAUUCCGAAAGUGAUCACUGGAAUAUUUGCAGUAUAUUUCUUGGAACCGGGAAUCUGCUUGUAUGGUUCGGCGUAUUGCGUUAUCUUGGCUUCUUCAAAACGUACAAUGUUGUUAUUCUAACUCUAAAGAAAGCGACACCGAAGGUGGCAAGAUUCUUAAUAUGUGCUGUUCUCAUUUACGCCGGUUUCACAUUCUGCGGCUGGCUGGUGCUUGGUCCAUAUAAUAUGAAGUUCCGUUCUCUUGCGACCACUUCCGAGUGCCUAUUUGCGUUAAUCAACGGCGAUGACAUGUUUGCUACAUUUUCCAUCACGUCUUCCAAAUCGGCUGUGUUAUGGUGGUACUCUAGAAUAUAUUUAUAUUCGUUCAUUUCGUUGUAUAUUUAUGUUGUCUUAAGCUUGUUCAUUUCUGUGAUAAUGGACGCAUAUGACACGAUCAAGAUCUAUUAUCGCGAAGGCUUCCCGAAGAACGAUCUGCAAACCUUUAUAGCUCCAUGUACAGAUGAGGCAUCAAGCGGCAUCUUUAGAGAUGACUCCGAAAGAAGUAACUUGACGGAGUUGUUUGAUCGAUUUUGCUGUUGUCGGAAAAGGCCCUUUUACGGAUCUUUCUCCGAAUCUGACUCCUCAACUAAAUCCGAGCAACCGUGUGGCGGAGCCAUCUGUGUCUAGUGCAUUAAUGAAUAAUACCGGGAGGUAUUAUGGUGCAAUUAUGGAUACGCGGCACAACAUUAAGUCGGUUGCACCAACAUCUUUAAUUUAAUUAUCUUUGGUCAAUUUCUUGCCUAGAUUUGAUUCUAAAAAUUAUAUGCAACGUGAUUUCUCAUAUUACUAUAUUUGUCUUUUUUUUUAUGUUGUAGAAAUCAUUUUUUGCAAGGAAAAUUGUAAUUAUUAGAAAAAAUGUAAUGAUUUUUUUAAAAAUUCUGGAAAAAUGAAGAGCUUCUACAGAGUAAAUAGCUUUUUUAUUAAUAUAGUUUUGAUCGUUCCUCAAUAUUAGAAAAAUAUUAGAUUAAGUAACGUCCAGGAAGAAAAUAAUUCUCUUAUUGAAUGUUGGUGCAAUGGAAUCGAUGAAAAAAGAGAGACAGAAGUGUUUUCAUGAAUAUUUAUAAAUGUUGAUAGCAAAUUUAUUCAACAAUCGCGACACGUUUAUGCAACGUGAGACAUUUCUGUUACUGCCAUCUCAGUUUAAUUUAUAUAAUUUUACAAAAGCAUUUAUUUUAAUAGUACAAUUGUAAUAGAUUGUCAUUUUUGUUUUAAUUUUUAAUGGAUUUAAAAUAAUUGGUUACUACAGAAAAAAACGGCUAUUAAAUAACUUUCUACUGAAUUCCUUCUAAUAAUUCAUUAACUUCCACCAUGUUAGUUAAGCCAUUUUUUCAACAUGUUAAAAAAUGCACAAAAUAGUUGCGAAGCAUAAACAAAUGCGACAAGAAAAGAGCGUUCAACUGUUAACAAAAUAAUACCGAAAAUUUAUGUACAUAUAGUAUUUCAGCGAAAAAAUUCUUGUAUAUUUGCAUGUAUAAUACAAUUAUAUAUAUUUAUUAUUGUACUUCGCGUAAUCGUAAAUAUAUCUUAUACUUUAAAAACAUUGUAGAAAGCAUUGUUUUAUGUAACAUACAUUGGUUUUAUGAUAGAUAUAAUUUCAACAAAUAUUCUCGAAAAAAGUGAAGUAAUUAGAAAUCUCAUACAAAGGAUCUAUAGUGACAAUGUGGCACAAGGAGUUGCGAGUUUACUCUCAGUGCCAAAGAUUCGGGUUCAAUUCUACCCAGAACAGUAUAAAGCCUAGUUUAUGCAGACUAUAACCAUAUGAAAUUUGUCAAUCAUAGUCGAUUAUCCUUCUAUAAAUUGAUUAUAAUAGAUCAAUUUCUUACGGCCUGCAUAAAUCAAACUUAAUUCUUUAGAAGAGAUUACCACCUCUCGGAAGGAAAAGGCAAAAGCAAAUCACCGAGAGUAACUCUAAUAGGAAAGUUUCUUCUAAUAGGCCAUUCGGAAUCAGCGUUAAAACUGUAAAUUCCAUAUAUACAAAAGAGAUCGCUUACGCGCUGACAAGCGUAUAGCACGCGACGAAGAAGAUACAAGAGAUGCAGCUUACUUGUUACAUAAAUCAAUCCAGUGUUACCAAAGUUAUAAAAAGAAUAUGUAAUAUAUUAUCUAAGUAAAAUUACCCAAGUUUAUUAAACUGUACAUAUUGAGUAUUCUAUUUUAAUGGAAACAGUGAAAUAUCUUGAAAAAUAUGCAAGAUACAGAAAAAUGUUUUUGAUAUAAAAGUUGUCACGAUCUGAAGAAAAACGAACAAUAAUAAAGUUAAUUUUCGAAAAAAAAUUUUAUCGCCAAUUUUUAAAAUAAAGUGUUAUCUUUUUACAUAAUGAUUCUUCUAUUUUGCGUAUAAAAGCAUUAAGGUAGAUCAAUGAUUUUUGAGAUAUUUUACACUUUAUUCUAACACAUUUCAGCAUAAAGGAUAAAAUAACUCGUAAACUAUUUAGUUUUUGGCAAUUGUACUCUAAAAUGUGUAGGUACGAAAUAAUUAAAUAAAUUAAUUGAUGCAAGGAAAACGUAUUGUUGUAAACUUUUACUGUUUCCAUUAUAAUAGGACACUCAGUAUAUAUGCACACACACACACACACACAUAUACACAUAUGUAUAUGUACAUCAAACAACUAUUAGCUUAUAUUUCAUAUAAAAUUGAUAUUACAGUAAUAUCAAAUAAUAUGAAUUAAUGAAUUACAUGGUAAUAGACAUUUUGAUGCAUGCGUGUAUUUUAUUAAAAAGUCAGAGAUAGGAUAAACAUACACAAAAGCAACAUUUAUCCAUAGAAAUAUAUUUAUAUUUACAUUGAAGUACAAUAAAUGUAAUUUUUUUCUAAUA
This is a messenger RNA of Solenopsis invicta (red fire ant), 4370 nucleotides long. Its product is annotated as mucolipin-3. The record is from RefSeq and is a predicted model, not a curated record. NCBI's taxonomy places the organism in Eukaryota, Metazoa, Arthropoda, Insecta, Hymenoptera, Formicidae. The transcript has 4 exons. Gene Ontology annotation, cellular component: lysosomal membrane; plasma membrane. Gene Ontology annotation, molecular function: NAADP-sensitive calcium-release channel activity. The coding region runs from base 291 to 2180 and encodes 629 amino acids.